CGAGGACAGUUAGCUUGUUUGGAUAAUCCAGCGUCUUUUAAGAGGAGACUAAUCCAUGAAAAGAGUUCAAAGUUGACUUUUCUCUUCCCUCGACUCUUGGAUGUUUGUAAAAUGUCCGGUUAUCAGGAUCUUUCAGAUUCCAUUCGACAACAAUCCAGAUGGUCCUUUCGCAUCAGAUCACAGGACUAUACAUCAUGCAGACCUGACAAACCAGAAGAAGCCCAGGAGCACAUGCUCUCAGCUGAAACUAGGUCAUCUAUACUAGCGACUCUCAGGUGACCACCCACAUCAUUAGCAUGUGGAUGGACAACAGAGGAUUUGGAUAACCAUGACCUGGAUGAAUGAGAUCCUACACAGACUUGACAUCUGUCAGCUGGUGGUGAAAGAAGAAGACAUUCUUCCUGAUCAGCAGGAGAGAAGCUGGAGUCUGAGCCAGGAGGAUCCAGAACCGACACGCGUUAAAGAGGAACAGGAGGAACUGUGGAUCAGUCAGGAGAGAGAGACGCUUCAAGGAGAAGAGGAGGAUAACAUCAAUGUGUUCCCGUUCACUGCUGUCACUGUGAAGAGUGAAGAUAAGGAUGAAGAGGAACCUCAGUCCCCACAGCCUGAUGAAAACCAAAGUGAAGAGAACAGAGGCAUAGAGAGUUUGAAAAGUGAAGCUGAUGGAGAGGACUGUGGAGGACCAGGAGCAGAUGGAGACAUGAGUCCAGACAGGCAUUUACAGCCAGUUAGUCCUGAUAAGACUUCAGAUCUUUCUGGAUCUGAGACUGAUGACAGUGCUGAUUGGGAGGAGAGGGGUGCACCUCAGGAAAGUUUAAACUCUCUGAAAAACAAAGAUAUAGCUGCAAGUGAUAUGAAAUGUAACACUGGAGACACAUCAGUUAAAUCCACUGAAUGUGCUCUGAGCGUUGGACAAAAGAAACAGAAAAAGAAACACAAAAGAAACGAUACAGUUGAAAAACCAUUUAGUUGCUCUGUUUGUGGCAAAAGAUAUUCUCUGCGUGGAAACCUGAGGCAACAUACUCUUAUCCACACAGGAGAGAAACCAUUCAGUUGUUCAGUUUGCGGCAAAAGGUUCACACAGAGAGGACAUCUUAAAAACCACUCUGUUGUCCACACAGGAGAGAAACCAUUUAGUUGUUCUGUGUGUGGCAAAAGUUUUACUCUGCUUGAAAAUCUAAAGCAACACUCUCUUAUCCACACAGGAGAGAAACGAUUCAGUUGUUCUGUUUGUGGUAAAAGAUUCACACAAAGAGCACAUCUUAAAAACCACUCCGUUAUCCACACAGGAGAGAAACCCUUAAGUUGUUCAAUUUGUGGUAAAAGGUUUACCCAUAGAGGAGAUCUGAAAAGACACUUUAUUGUCCACACAGGAGAGAAACCCAUAAGUUGUUCCGUUUGUGGUAAAAGAUUCAUCCAGAAAGGAGAUCUAAAAAGACAUUCCACUGUCCACACAGGAGAGAAACCAUUCAGCUGCAGUGCUUGUGAAAAGAGAUUCACUAAGGUGGUGUGUCUCAAAAAUCACAAGUGUGUUGGUAAAACCAGCAACACAUAAACUUUGAGAUACUUGAGAAAUUUUGCCUUUUGAGUGUGCAGGCUAAGUACAACAUUUGUUCUAACCACACAGAGGAGAAACCUUUUAGUUGGUGUUUGUGAUAAAACAUUCAUACAUCUUACACAUUAAAAAAAAAUUGUGCUUCAUAUCUGUUCAGCUAAGAGGAAACCACCUAUUGAUUGAAAUUAUGUUGUUAUUCUUGUAUUUGAUAUUGUUAAAUCCCAUUUAUACCUUAUUACUGUAAAUUGCUAAACGUUGCUCAGUGCUGAACCCAUGAUGGAUUAAUGUUGGAUCUUUGUAAAUAAUAUAACAGAAUAUGGUAGAGGCCUGUUCUUUUAAAAAGUGUAGCUGCAGGAAUUGAAAACAGAAGGCGACAUGUGAAUGUAGGAUGUAAUCAGGUAGAGAGGGUAGUUCAGUUUUGUCUGUGGGGGGGGGAAUUUAAAAGAGGUUGUGUUUUCAGGUAGGCACCAUUCAGGCCAGUUAAAGGGUGCUAAGGACUGGGAGAUGCAGGUAAAUUUGGGAGGUAAAUUUAGGUUGUUGUACCACAGGAGAUAGAUUGCACUAGUUUAAACCCUGACAUGGUUCUAUGGUCUCUCAGUAAGCGUAUAGUUUAUUUUAUAGAGCUGACAGUUCUAUGAGAAGAUUCUGUGGAGGAAGCUGAUGAGAGGGAAAGCUUAGAUGUGCAGAUGUAGGAGCAAAAGAUGAUCAGCAAGGAUGGAAAGUAGGGACUCGUUCAGUAGAACUAGGGUGUUGGAGGUUUGUGGCGAAGUCAGCUGUUUCAUUACUUAGAGAGCUGGGAGUGCAUUGACAGAAUUCCUAAAAGACAGUUGAGGAGAUGUCAGAUGACAGUUCAGAUUAGUCAGUGGAUUUGGAUGAGGAGGAGUAACACCAGCCGGGGCAAAAAAAAAAAAAGUUGUUUCUUGGUUUCUCAUAAUCUGCAUUUUUCUCUCUUCCUUCAUGAAAAGUAGGGAAUCAAGGGAGGUAGAGUCUCAAGCCACAACUGGCUGGGAUGUGCUAGCCCCAUUCAGGGCACCUCACCUUGAGCUCUGCCUCCCUCACCCUAUUUCUAAGCUCUCUCUCAUUUCUCUUGUGUACUUUUGGCAUUUUCAUGUGCAGUGUUUGUACCAGGAAUGUCUCUCUGUAAUUGUAAUUAUGAGUAUUGCUAUGCUAGGUAGUAUCAACAUUGUCACUGCCUGGAGCUUGAAUGUAUGGAGCGUGGGUCUGUUGAAGGGGACAUUGCUGUUUAGGCUGUGUGGGCCAUGUGGUCCAUAAUGAUGUCUCCAUGUUGGCAGAAGUGGGGUGGCUUUGGAGAUCACUGUUCAGCACUCUGGAGGUGCUGUGGGACUAACAGAACAAAACGAUGGCAAAGGAGGGUUACAACUUGACAAUCCUGGCCAAAUGCUGGCUUGUUGCUACCUGUCAGUCUGCACGGUGGACUUGUUGAGGCAAAUAUUAAGGGGCUAGCAAUUCCUUUAAUGAGCGCUGAUACUUUCUGCAGGGCAUAGGUAUAUUGUGUUUAUUCUGGAUUUUAAGUGCCUGUCUUGGGAUAAUACAACCCCAAUUUCAAAGUUCCAAAGUUAGGAUACCAUGUAUAAAAUUUUUGGAAUUUGGUUUUGUAUCUAUUAUGCACGGAUCGAUUGAUUAAUUUAUGAAUUAUUAUUUUGUCAACCUUAUAUUUGUUUUUAAAAUGUAUUUAUACCAUCUGUAUAUAUGUAUUUAAACAUAUGUUACAUUACCUUUACAAAA
Messenger RNA from Cheilinus undulatus (humphead wrasse), 3301 nucleotides. RefSeq names its product gastrula zinc finger protein XlCGF57.1-like. NCBI's taxonomy places the organism in Eukaryota, Metazoa, Chordata, Actinopteri, Labriformes, Labridae. Gene Ontology annotation, biological process: regulation of transcription by RNA polymerase II. Gene Ontology annotation, molecular function: DNA-binding transcription factor activity; RNA polymerase II cis-regulatory region sequence-specific DNA binding. The transcript has 3 exons. The record is from RefSeq and is a predicted model, not a curated record. The coding region runs from base 329 to 1555 and encodes 408 amino acids.